Messenger RNA from Tilletiopsis washingtonensis, 1001 nucleotides. RefSeq lists its product as hypothetical. Lineage: Eukaryota; Fungi; Basidiomycota; Exobasidiomycetes; Entylomatales. The transcript has 5 exons. The coding region runs from base 121 to 852 and encodes 243 amino acids. The record is from RefSeq and is a predicted model, not a curated record.
CUAGGCAAUUCCGAGGCUUGGUACAUCUCCUCUCCGCUCCACCACCACCUGCAGCGCCUCUCUCCCCGCGUCGCUGCUCCCAAGCUCGCCCCGUCGCCCUCAUCCUCUGCCUCACGCGCCAUGACGCCCGUCACGCCCGCCACGCCCGCCACGCCCGCCGCUCGGGCCACAGCUCCCACCAAUGUCGAGGCCGAUGACACGUUCGAAGAGAUUGACAUGAAGUCGGCGCCCAUGGUGGAGCUUGUUGAGUUCAUUGUCACGAUCUCGGCAGCUGUACUCAAAAGCAUUCAGAGGCUCGAGGUGAAGACUGCCGGCAAGACAACGAUGGACGUUGAAGAGAUGAUCGAGACCGUCAUGGAGAACCCGAAAUGGCAGAUCAAAUGCCUCGACCUGAUGAACGACAUCAACCGUGACUCCCCGCGCUGGGUCUCUCUCGAGCUGCGUGUUGCUCUAGCCAGGGGCGUGGCUCCGCUUCUCAUGAUGGAGCCGAAGAAGAGCGACGAUGAGAUUGUCCGCGUGAUGAACGGCUUCAUCAGCCUUCUCAAGCACCAGCCAGCUGGCUGCGGAUUCGACAAGGACAAGUACUUCUACGACUAUGUCGACGGCGAGAUUGCGCGCGUGGCCUCAGCUGCGCCCAAGACCUCGGCCACGCCGCCCAAUAAGCCCGAGAAGGAGUGGUAUUUCGACGCGUAUGGCCUCGAGGCGUCCGCAGGCGCCGCGGACGAUGAGUCGUCAGAGGAGGAGGAGCAAGACGCCGCCGACGACAGCGAAAUGGCUGCGGACAUUGCCGAAUGGCGCAAGAAGGUCGAUGAGAUGAUCCUGCUGCGCAAGCUGGACUGGACACACAUGUAGCAACGCAGUCACACCUGCACGAGUCUCACUAGCUGCACACGAGACAAGCGGACUUGAAGUUUCCCUUGCGAGCAUCCCGCGUCGUUGUUUCGUAGUACCAUGCCCAUUGCCGUCUGCCAUCACACACGUGGCAAAGGCCGUCAUGUAGC